AUGGCAAGGGGAGAUAACUUCUUUUCUGACACCCUAACCUAUUAUAAUAAGCAGAGCACUCCCAUGUAAGUUACUGACACCCUAACCUAUAAUAAUAAGCAUAGCACUCCCAUGUAAGUUACUGACACCCUAACCUAUUAUAAUAAGCAGAGCACUCCCAUGCAGAGCACUCCCAUGUAAGUUACUGACACCCUAACAUAUAAUAAUAGGCAGAGCACUCCCAUGUAAGCAGAGCACUCCCAUGUAAGUUACUGA
This is a messenger RNA of Mytilus trossulus (common blue mussel), 255 nucleotides long. RefSeq lists its product as uncharacterized. The record is from RefSeq and is a predicted model, not a curated record. The transcript has 4 exons. NCBI's taxonomy places the organism in Eukaryota, Metazoa, Mollusca, Bivalvia, Mytilida, Mytilidae.